Adineta ricciae is the source of this 2205-nucleotide messenger RNA. NCBI's taxonomy places the organism in Eukaryota, Metazoa, Rotifera, Eurotatoria, Adinetida, Adinetidae. The record is from the annotation of a GenBank genome assembly.
AUGUCCGAUAAGCAGUCAACAAAUAACGCAAUUACUUACCUGACGUCAGAUGGUUUUUUCCAACUUCCAAAAACACCCCAUGGUUACACACAUAUAUCAAUCUUUUCGUUCUUUUUAAUUACUGGUUUGCACAGCGAAACGUGUAAAAAACAGACAAACAACUACAAUUACGCUGCCAUCCUACGAGAAGCUCUCAUGACAUUGUAUUUUGGUGUUGACAAUCUUGAAACUCUUUCUAUUGUGUGGCUUGAUGCCGAUGAUAAUGUCUUGAAAACAAAUGCAUCAGUUUACAAGCAGUUUUGUUCGAUUACCGAGUUCAUUCAUACAUUUAAAGAGGCAGCAGAGUGCGAAGCACAUAUCAGGCGAGCGAAAUACGAUCGCAUUAUACUCAUUGUUGAUGGACAAUUGGUAAAAGAUACAUUGAAGCAUAUUCACGACUUGAAGCAAGUAAUAUCGAUUUAUGUUUACCAUAAUAAAGCCAUACAUGAAGAUUUUCAAUGGACUUCAACGUUCAAAAAGGUGAGAUGUGAAAAAAUCAAAGAUUCGUUACCGAUCACCAUCGCUGAAAGAACAUCAUCAGGUAUCGAUGGAAACUUCCUUCACGGACAACUACUUCUCGAAGUUCUUGACCAGAUGGAAGAAGAUGCGCGGGAGAAGAAAAAGCUCAUUGAAUUGUGCCGGGACACGUACAAGGAUAGUCCCGCUGAACUGACUCGAGUUACCGAAUUUGAAGAAAAUUACCGUGCUGACAUGGCAUUGUGGUGGUAUACACGAGAAUCGUUUGUUUAUCGAAUGGUAAAUAAUGCUUUCAGAACUGAAAAUAUUGACGUUAUCGUUCUUUUUCGAUCGGUUAUCCACGACGUCGAAAAUCAGUUACGCGAUGUACAAAUCUCUUCUGCAAUUCACGUGUAUCGGGCUCAGUUGAUGUCAGAAAAAGAACUUGCUUUACUACGCCGAUCUGUAGGUGAACUCAUCUCGAUCAAUUCAUUCCUAUCGUCUACAGCCGAUCGUAAUUAUGCAACAUUUCUUUUGGAAUCGAGUGCUAACAGUAAGAUGGAGCGUGUACUGUUUGAAAUUGAUGCCAAUCCUAAUCUAUCAAAAACUAAACCUUUUGCCGAUGUUUCUUCCCAUUCGUCAUUUCCAGAUGAAAAAGAAAUCUUGUUCAUGGCUGGAUCUAUUUUUCGACUCGUUAAUCAUUCCGAAGAACACGGGGUACAUACUUUGCGGAUGGUCUUGUGUGGAGAAGAAGAUCAUGAUUUAAAACCUCUCUUUGACCAUUUUAGAAAGGAAAUUAAUCAAGAAGAUGGCCGUUUAUCACUAGUAAUACUGCUCGCCAAAUCAGGUAAAACGCAAGCUGCAAAGAAACAAUUAGAGUUGUUUUUGAAAAAGCUAACGGACAAAACUGGGAACGUCUCCUACGAAAAUCAUCUACUUAGAACCAUGUUCGAUGAUGAAAAUGCCGGCGACUUUGAUUUCCAUGUGAAUGGGCUCAAGUUUCAACUGGCUGUCAGUGGGGAGCAAAUACUCUUUUGUCAUACGCCUACAACGUAUAACGAUCAUUUUUUUAAUGCGAGCCAUUAUCGAAAUAUGGGCGAUAUAAAUCGAGCACUCUCGUCGUAUGAAGCAGCAGUUAACAGCUACAGACAAAAGCAUAAGGAAAACCACGAAAACAUUGCGAGAAGCUUGCUUUCCAUGGGGCACAUCUAUAUGACAAUUGCAAAAUAUGACAAAGCUCUUUUCUUCUUUCAACAAUCGCUUUGUUUAAUCGAAAAUUUUCUCAAUAACGACCAGUUGAUCUUAGCCGCCUGUCACGAUCAUAUUGGAAGUGCUUACUGCGAAAUGUCGGAAUAUGAUCUUGCGCUAGACAGUCUCGAGGCUGCAUUCCGUAUCAAGAGCCAACUGUUCCCACCAGACCAUUCACAGAUUGCUAUUUGUUUUGAUCUGAUGGGGGGUGUUUUACAGAAGAAACGUGACUUUUCCAAAGCACUAUCCUUAUACAAACAAGCAGCCGAUAUCUAUCAAAAAUCACUUCCUUCAGAUCAUCCAUUUGUCGUUCACAUAAUGGAUACCAUUAGUAUUCUCAGAAAAGAACAUUCUCUAACAUUGCUGUAUCCUUCUCCACGACGUUUUUGUUUUUUAUUGCUCAUUUCUACGACGAUCAGUUUAAUUGUUGCAUACACAUGGGCUUACCUGGAGGAACUUUAA